UAUUUAAAACAUAACUUAGAAGGUAAAUCAUCAGAGGGCGGAAGUCGUUUAGAAGAGACAAAAUGGUUGGGAGAAUUUUUGCAAUCAAUUUGAGUAUUGUAGUGUUUUGUAUGAUUGUAGCAGUGACAGAAUCACAGAAUUGGAGGGGCAACACCGAAUCUUUUGGAACAUGGAAAGCAAAAAGAUGUAGAAGAUGUGUUAUACAGUAUCGAACGUACUGUGGCGCCUGGAGAUCUUUCGUAUGUAAAACACGUGUGACUCAAUUAAGGUGUUUAACAGGCUGGACUCACAAUGGAGACUACAACUGUAGCAUCCCAAUAUGUAAACCGAACUGUGGAUCCGUUGGGGAGUGUGUGGCUCCUGGUAAAUGUGAUUGUAAAGGUCUGGCAGGAGGACAAUAUUGUCAGUACUCAUUGACAGAAUCACAGAAUUGGACGGGCUAUAUCGAAUCUUAUAGAACAUGGAAGACAGAAACAUGUAGAAAAUGUAUUGCUCAGUAUCGAACGCAUUGUGCCUUGUGGAGAAAUUUCAAAUGUUAUAUGCCUGUGACUAAAUUAAGGUGUUCAACAGGCUGGACUCACAAUGGAGACUACAAUUGUAGCAUCCCAAUAUGUAAACCGAACUGUGGAUCCGUUGGGGAGUGUGUGGCUCCAGGUAAAUGUGAUUGUAAAGGUCUGACAGAAGGUCAAUAUUGUCAGGAGUUGCUAAAUUCUUCACCGAGAAAUGCAUCUGAAAAUAAUGGACAAUAAUAUUCUUAUAACAGCUGAUUAAAUAAAUGAAAUAUAUACAGUACGUUUCUUUUUUGCUGAAGGAAAUCUGUGAAGGAUUGACUUCCCAUUGAAACAAUAAAUAUAAAUAGAACUUU
This is a messenger RNA of Ruditapes philippinarum (Manila clam), 865 nucleotides long. RefSeq names its product wnt inhibitory factor 1-like. The coding region runs from base 63 to 749 and encodes 228 amino acids. The record is from RefSeq and is a predicted model, not a curated record. NCBI's taxonomy places the organism in Eukaryota, Metazoa, Mollusca, Bivalvia, Venerida, Veneridae. The transcript has 9 exons.